Molecule: messenger RNA, 426 nt
Organism: Amblyraja radiata (thorny skate)
Lineage: Eukaryota; Metazoa; Chordata; Chondrichthyes; Rajiformes; Rajidae
Product: nuclear factor 7, brain-like
Exons: 3
Coding region: 81-329 (82 amino acids)
Source: RefSeq, a predicted model, not a curated record
UGAAGUUGUUUUGUGAAACCGACAAGAAGCUGAUCUGUGUGAUUUGUGCAGCUGGGCGGGAACACAAGUCUCACAGCUUCAUGCCGGUAGAUGAAGCUGUUGAAAUCUACAAGGAACAGGUGAAAUCUGCCUUCGAAUCUCUCACUGAAAAGGAAUCAGACAUCCAGGAAAUGGAGCAGGAACAGAAAGAGAGCAUUUCUGGAGUCCAGGAAGAGUCACACAGCCUUCAGUCGCAGGUCACAUCCCAGUUUGCUGAACUGCACCAGAUUCUCACUGAGAAAGAGCAGCGCUUACUCGGAGAUAUCCGGGAGAAGAGGCGAAGAUUGUGAAAACAAUGGAGAGAAAAAUCUUCAAGAGAUUCAAGAGAAUUUAAAUUCCAUUCAGGAGGAACUCUCGAAGUUACAGGAACAGAUAGACCACAAGGAC